CUCAUUGAUACUGCCGCCGAGACGCAGGGGCACAAGGGCCGUCGAAGGGCUCCGGGCGCUUUGCUGCGGCCCUUCGGCUUUAAAAGGGUCUCCAUGGCGACGGGACGGCAGCCCGCGCGCCCUCGAACAGCUGCGAGGCGACGCUUCCGCGUUGCUUAAAGGCGAGCGACCGCGGCGCCAGGACCGCUGGCCCGGCGCUGGCGAGGAAGUCAGGUCAGGGCGUAUAGUCCAUCCACGGUAACCUCCUACUUUUUUAAACGAACCUUUGAAAAAACACACCAGGAUGCAGCAUGUUUGGUUCGUUUGCAAAAAUACUUUCCAUCAUAUGCAUAUUAAACAUGCAUUAACACUAAAUUACCGUAUAAUGAUGUUAAAUAAAAUUUUACAAAAAAAGUAACUAUCUAUGUACAAUAUUAUUAAUAUUAAUGAUCUCGCAUGUGUGUAAAUGAAACAGUGAGAGAAGUGGUGUGUUGGCAAUGAUUAGAACGAAAUAGUUCCAUAGCCAAAAUAUAUAUUUUUUGACUUUCCGCGUGUAUUUAAGAAUUUGUUUGGGUAUUUGUUAAGUUUGAACAUUUUUUUAAAUCUCUGGUGAAAUAAAAACGUUAUGUUAACGGUAAAAAAAUAUUACGUGCCGAAACCGUGGUCGCGCAUUAAUAAUGUUAAUAGUCACUUGUUUGUUUUCUCUUUCAGCCGCUUUCAGCAGCUCUUUAAGCAGUCUGCAGACUGUACGCCAUUUUGCAGUGUGUUUUAAUAUAUUACUGACCGUGAAAUAACGUACAGUUUGUGUUUCAGGAUUUUGUGUUAAUAUUGUGUAUUUUAACUUUGUUAUAUUAUUUAUUAUCUACUAUUGUAAUGAUGGAAUUUGUUAUCGUUUUGAUAUUUUGUGUGGUUCUUGUGAUUGCUGUAAUGGUAAUUGGUUCCGGGAUGGGGAAAGCUACUUCGUCGCAGCGUCAGAUGGACAUCAUUAACGUCGCUCAGAACUUAUAUCUUUUAAUUAGGAAAGGCGACUUGAAGAAAUGUGACGUUACGCAGACGACCGCGUUUCUUCUCAACAUCGCAAAGUCAACUGUUCUCAAGUACUACAAGAAAGACAUUGAAGAAGUUUCAACACCAGGAAAAAAGAGGAAAAAAAGGCCACAGGAAGGAAAGUCACUUGACACAGUCGACGAUUUCACAGUAAAUGCAAUCAGGAAUGCAAUUUACAGGAUGUACGCUGAAGGUUUGAAUGUUACAGUCGACACCAUUUUGAAAGAAAUCAGGGAAAGACAAAUAGAUUAUUAUGGUGGAAGAUCAAGUCUUCAUAAAUUGUUAAAGAAGAUGGGAUUUUCAUGGAAAACUGUUGAUGGACGAAAAGCUUUGAUAGAGAAUGAAAACAUAGUAUUGCAGCGAAUAGAUUUCUUGAGAAAGUAUAAAGAAGAAAAAGAAAGAGGUGCCAAUUUCAUAUUUGUUGAUGAAACAUGGAUUUUCCAGAGAGGCAAGGCAUUAAUUUAUUUGAAAAUUUGUUCUGUGGUCCAAUACAAAGUAUUUCAUUUCCAUUUCAUAUAUUUUUCAGGAACUGUAUCAAAGUCAUGGCAGGACAAGAGUCUACAAUCUGCGAAGAGACGUACUGUUGGAGAUGGUAAAAGGUUUAUUGUUGUUAAUGCUGGAGGGCGCACUGGCUUUGUGCCAGGAGCAGGAUUACUUUUUGUUUCAGGUCAGAAGACUGCAGACUACCAUGGCGAGAUGAAUGGGGAAACUUUCUUGAUGUGGUUUGAAGACAUGUUGGUGCAUCUUGAGGAACCCAGUGUCAUCAUAAUGGACAAUGCUUCAUAUCACAGCACCCAGAUGGGCGAGGUGUGUGGAUCACGUGGAGAAGCUAAUUCAAGCAGACUGGGAGAGAGAAGUCCACAUAGACAGCGGCACCAUUCCUCCACUCAUCAUCCACCUCGGCGAGGAUAGUUCAAGUGAAGACAGUGACAGCGAAGAAUUUGAGGUUACGACACAGCAAGUAGAUGGAGACAGUGAAGUACUGGCAGUUCCUCUUGAUGAUUUACCCGGGUGUUCUUAUUGAGGUCUGUAUGUAAUAAACACCUGGGCAACUGUAAGUAUUGGGGUUUGAAACAUUUUUUUUUCUUUUAUGCAUUCCCAUGAAGUAUGUUGAUUACUGGAACUUUAUGUAUUAACUUUAGAUUACACGUAUUAUGAAAUGAAUAUUAAAUUUCAUUUCUGGAUUCGUAUAGGUGUAUGUGAAACAUUUUAUUUUGUUGUGUGUCUUCAUUUUUCAGUGAACUUACUUGGAAAACAAAAAGCCAGUCCCCAUCCAGGGCCACAAAUAAAUAAUGCAUAUAAGUGGUAUAGAAAUUACUGUCAAUUCUUCACCACAAUUUUACUGUUCAUAAAAUUAUGAUUUUGUCUAAUAAGUAUACUCAGGAAAAUGUAUACAACCAUAUUUUUAUUUGUGGCCUUAACCGGCAAAAUGGUAGGGGUUUAUUAAAUAAAAGAAGAAAAUUCAUUUUUAAAUGUUUUCAUCUGAAUUUGUUAAUUUUAUUAAACCUUCAAUCCUUAGUCUUUUCCAGAUUGCUUAGAUGGACAGCCAUAUGUAUAAUUUACAAUACUUUUUUUUUCAGAUGCAGAAAACUGUGUUGAACUGUACUAAAUGAUGAUAUUUAUUGCUUACAUAAAUGUUGUAAAUUUAUAUAUUCUCCUAAAAAUUUACUUUAAAUUAUAUGUUAUUUCUUUAGCUAACAAACUUAUUUUUUAAUAUUUUUACCAUUGGGUAUCAUAAAUAAUGUUAUGAACAUAUGCAUGUAUACUUAGAUCAUAUUCAAAUUACUUAUAUAUAUAUAUACAUACAUACAUACACAAACACACACACAUUGUUUUGACAGCUGGUGAUUGUAAACAAACCAUUUGACAUUUGUCACAUGGCAAUGUUUUUGUUUACAUACGGCGGAAGGAUACAUAGUGACAUUAAAGUAGAUCCGGUGAAAAGCAGGGCUUCAGAAAAGUAGGAGGUUACCGUGGAUGGACUAU
Bacillus rossius redtenbacheri is the source of this 3012-nucleotide messenger RNA. RefSeq lists its product as uncharacterized. Bases 853 to 1938 code for a protein of 361 amino acids. The record is from RefSeq and is a predicted model, not a curated record. Gene Ontology annotation, molecular function: nucleic acid binding. Lineage: Eukaryota; Metazoa; Arthropoda; Insecta; Phasmatodea; Bacillidae. The transcript is spliced from 4 exons.